Molecule: messenger RNA, 3435 nt
Organism: Lathyrus oleraceus (garden pea)
Lineage: Eukaryota; Viridiplantae; Streptophyta; Magnoliopsida; Fabales; Fabaceae
Exons: 1
Coding region: 1-3435 (1144 amino acids)
Source: RefSeq, a predicted model, not a curated record
AUGGCCGGAGAACAACAUAGCGAUCACAGCCGUCCCCUCGUCAACUACAACAUGGACGACGGCCCGCCAUCCCAUGAGGCGGACGUUCGGGACGGUCAUCCAUCCACCCCGUCUCCAGAGCCCCAAAACAACGGAGAUGUCUCUCACGCCCACAAUUUAGGGGCAGAGACAUUUCAUCCCAUUCCCGUUCCCGUUGAAGGAGACGCCGUAAUGAUUGCCAUGGUGAAUGCCCUCAAUCAGGCCGGUUCUAUGCUCCACCAGCAGCACGAACGAAUCAUGGCCCUCGAAGCCGAACGACAAGAGGCCCGGCCCCAGCCGGUGAGUAGGAUACAACAACGUCCGGAGCCAACGAAGAAGCGAGGACGUCGCUCUCCCGAACCCCACGCCAGCAGGGCACGCGCCCAUCGUGACGGUGGUCGAGCGAGAACAUCACCAAGGCGCGGGCACAGCCCCGACAACAACGAACUGUCUCCCUUAAGGAGCGACGAGGAAGAUUUGCAUUGCCCCCUAUCUCGGGCAAUAAUGGAAGCCCCGCUCCCCAAAGGCAUGGAGAAACCGCCAAACCUAGUUGUGUACGACGGGACUACAGAUCCCGACGAUCACGUCGACAACGUCAACGCGAUGCUCGACUACCGCAAUGAUAUAACCGGGCACCUCAAAUGCCGACUGUUCUCAACGACCCUCAGGAAAGGGGCCAUGGCCUGGUACAAAAGCUUGGCCCCUGAGUCCAUUACGUCAUGGAGAGUCAUGAGGUCCAUGUUCACCCGGCACUUUACAGCUUCCCGUCGUCACCCCAAGACUGAGGCGACCCUUGAAGCCAUAGUGCAGAAGAAGAAUGAAACACUGCGCUCAUACAUCGAGCGAUUCAACCAGGAAGCUGUCGAGGUAGAUACCACCGAGCACAUGAAGAAGUAUCUCCUCGAGAGAGGUCUCUUACCCGGCAGUGAACUUAGCAGAGCCGUAGGGAUCGAGCCUCCCCGCACCUUAAACGAGCUCCUGCAUAAAGCCCAGGCCUACAUCAGAUACGAGGAAAAGCAGGUGGCACACAAUGCCCGCAGCGGACGUAACGCUGGGGAGACCGAGCACUCAAAACGCGAGGACACGAGCAUUUCCCGUCGCAACGGAGACAGACGAAGAGAAGAAAGACCUCGCGAGCUCCGGGAAGGAAGAGGCCCCGCGGGCAGAUAUAGCGAGUACACCUUACUGACAGCUCCUCGAGAGCGUAUCCUCGCAGAAUGUAUCAACUCUGAAUUUAAGCAGGGCAGGGUCAGGUUCCCAAAACCGUCUGCACCAAAGCCCCACACCGACAAAUCAAAGUACUGCCGGUUCCACAGAAGUCACGGACACGUGACCGAAGACUGCGUCCACCUGAAAGAUGCGAUUGAAAUUUUAAUCCAAGAAGGGCACCUGAAGCAGUACACGAGGAAGAACGAAGCUCCCAGACACGACGAGCCAGAGAAGAAGAGACCCCGGGAAAACACACCCCCCGACAACUCUCCCUAUCAAGUGGCCCUCUGCGUGUCACGACCGGAAGAUUUCUUCCCCCCCGAACCAUUGCCCGAGGGCAAGAUCACUGCACUCAGCCCCUGGGAAGACUUCCCUACCACACUGGUGAUAUCAGGAGGAGGAACUAACGGGGAAUCCGCGGCCCUCUCCGUCAAACGCAAGUUCGACGAACUCCUACUGACCGCCCCCGAGCAGAAAGCGACAUUGACAAAAUACCGGGGAAAAUCCAACCCAAUAUCCUUCUUCCUGGAGGAACUCCCGGGCGGAUCCCCGAACUCAGCCAUCCCACUAUUGAUUAGAGCAAAGAUGGCCAGAUUCGACGUACGACGCAUCCUGGUCGACGAAGGCAGCUCAGUGGAUAUCAUGUACGUCCACCUCUUCAAGACUCUGAAGCUAGACAAGACCAACUUAGCCCCCUACGUCGGAUCAGAUCUCCAAGGAUUCAACGGAGCAACAACCAGACCGUGGGGAUAUGUUGAGCUCCUCGUCACUUUCGGCGAACAAGAAACGGCCAGGGAAGUCAAAAUCCAAUUCCUGGUCGUAGACUGUCCGUCUCUCUACAAUUGCAUCUUUGGACGCCCGACACUGGCCGAACUCACUGCGGUCCCAUCCACCGUCCACCUGAAGAUGAAAUACUACACCAAAUUGGGACGUGUGGUCACCAUCCAUGGUGACAUCGAAGCAGCCCGGCGAUGCUACGACGCCGCAGUAAAAGGACAGGCCGUAGUCAGCACGAAGAGCAACUGCAACAACAAAAAACUCAAGACCGAGGAUCCUGCCCGAGGAGUCAACGCCAUCGACCUCGACUGUCGCAUCGGGCUGGACGAGACCGGAGAGGGGAGGUUCCCCAAGGAACGCUCUCUCGAACACCCGGUCCGACCAAUCCCCGACGGGGAGUUCGAACUCAUUCCUCUUGGGGACGAUCCGGAAAGGACGGUGAAGAUAGGUAAGGGACUACCCGAGGAAACAAGAGAAGAGCUAGUAGCAUGCCUCAAAGAGAACUCCGACCUCUUCGCGUGGAAUGCCGCAGAAAUGCCCGGGCUGGACCCCGAGAUCGCGUGUCAUAAGCUAGCUGUAGACCGGGCAGCCAAGCCCAUAGCACAGCGUAGACGCAAGCAAUCGCCCGAAAAGGCAGAGGCUGCCGAGCGAGCUGUAAAAGACCUCUUAGAGGCAAAUUUUAUUUCUGAAGCCCAGUACACAACCUGGCUCUCUAAUGUAGUCCUCGUUAAGAAAAAUAAUGGAAAAUGGCGUAUGUGUGUUGAUUAUACUGAUCUUAAUAGGGCUUGCCCGAAAGAUGCUUUCCCCCUCCCUAAUAUAGACUCGCUCGUUGACAACUCUGCAGGUUUUAAACUCUUGUCCUUCAUGGACGCAUAUAGUGGAUACAACCAGAUCCCUAUGUCGCCCGCAGACAAGAAACACACAGCGUUCAUGACCCCAACGGGCAAUUACUACUACAACGUGAUGCCGUUCGGGCUCAAGAACGCUGGCGCUACAUACCAACGCAUGAUGAACAAAGUCUUCAAGGACGAAAUAGGGGACAUGCUCGAAGUGUACAUGGACGACAUGAUCGUCAAAUCACACGAGGAGGUAACCCAUGCUCGACACCUUACGAAGGUAUUCGAGCAGGCGAGACAGUGUAAAAUGAGGUUCAACCCCGAGAAAUGCACGUUCGGAGUCGGGCAGGCAAGUUCCUCGGUUUCUAUCUCACCGAAAGAGGGAUCGAGGCCAACCCCGACAAAUGCCGGGCAUUCUCGGAGUUUCCGACCCCAAAAACCAAAAAAUCGAUCCAGUCACUCAAUGGAGUGCUCGCCUCACUCUCCCGUUUCAUCGCCAAGUCCGCCCAGCACGCAUUGCCAUUCUUCAGACUCCUUCGCAAAGAGGCUACCUUUGACUGGACCGAUGAAUGCGAACAAGCGCUACUCCAUCUAA